Molecule: messenger RNA, 528 nt
Organism: Pipistrellus nathusii (Nathusius's pipistrelle)
Lineage: Eukaryota; Metazoa; Chordata; Mammalia; Chiroptera; Vespertilionidae
Source: the annotation of a GenBank genome assembly
AUGGCGGCGCCCAGUGAAGUGGACGCGCCUGCCUCCGGCGAAGGCAACGCUGUGGGCUGCUGCUUCGGGUCCUGGCUAGAUGGACGAUUGGAGUCGCUGGGAGUGGACCGAGCUGUUUACGGUGCCUACAUCCUGGGUGUGCUGCAGGAGGAGGAGGAGGAAGAGAAGCUGGACGCUCUGCAGGGUAUUCUCUCUGCCUUCCUGGAAGAAGAUUCCCUUCUUAACAUAUGCAAGGAGAUUGUGGAGCGAUGGUCAGAAACUCAGAAUGUUGUCACCAAAGUGAAAGAAGAAGACGAGAUACAGGCCAUUGCUACUCUAAUUGAGAAACAGGCACAGAUUGUGGUGAAGCCCAGGAUGGUGUCAGAAGAGGAGAAGCAGAGAAAAGCUGCCCUCCUGGCCCAGUAUGCUGAUGUAACGGAUGAAGAAGAAUAUCCUUUUUGGAGUCUCAGCACCAUUUCCUGUGGCUCAAGACAGAAGCACUUGCUGGUUUAUUGUGUGCUUUGGGAGGCUGCCAAUCCCCCUCUGUAG